ACGAAACACAACAAUGUUUUGUGUAAAGCGCGAAAAUUCUAUAUAAAACAAUAAAUAAUUAUAAACGAAAUUAAUUAAAUUUUACAAUAGAAAAAGUGUAUUUUUUAUAGAAAAAUAAAUAAAUAAUAAAAUAAAAUUUUGUAAAAAACACCUUCAAGAAAAAAUAUAUUAAAAAAAUAAAAAAUGUUUAAAACUUGUCAAAAAAAAACCGGUUUAAAGGAUUAAAGUGUAUUGGAAUUUAAAAUAAUUAGUUUUUUAUCUUUAAAACAAACAGGAUUAUUAUAUAUUUAAAUCCUUAAAAUACAGAUUUCCAAACCGAGACAAAAAAAGUGUUAAAUUUAUCUGAAACCAGUUAAAAAAAAACAAAAACAACGAUUGUAUAUGUUCGAGAAAAAAGGCUUUUAACAACGAGUUAAAAUUUGAUAACAUUUAAAGCAAAAAAAAAAAUAAACCAAAAUAUAUUAAAGGAUAUUAUUUUCAUCACAAUUACUUCCACAAUAAGGACCACAAUCUACAAGAGUUGCUAAACAAAGGAAAAAAGAAAUACAAAAUACAUAACAGAACGAUUUAGCACAUUUUAAGCGAAAAUGUGGUCAAUACUAAAAAACAUUUCAAACAACUGGCCCACAACAUAUAUACUAAAUAUUACUUAAAGGAAAAAGAAAAGCAGAGAUAAAGAACAGCAAGCUUAAUGCAAACACAGUUUUCCCCCACUAAAGGAAAAUAAGAAGGAGCAAAACAAAAAAUGAAAUAUUCUUUAAAUAUUUUACUAAUGAGCUUAAUACCUACAUUGAGUUUACAACAUAAAUACCAACAACAACAACAAGAAGAGAAAUUGCCCACAGGAGCAGCCUUAGCAGCAGACGAUUUUCUAAUGGAAACCAAAACAGAAGACAACUUUUUAGAUAUAACCUCUUCAAAAGCUAAUGCUUUAUCGGCUGUACUCGAGGACCAAUUAAAGCCCACCUUAAAAUUGUUUGAAUUUGAUGAUGUGAACUUUUAUCGCCAACUAAAUGCCACUAUGUAUGGAGGUGUAGGUGGUUUUAAUUUUUCACUCUCCAAUUCCAGUUAUGAUGGUUUUGAGGAUGAGGGUUAUGGCUGUAAUUCGGGUCAACAUACGAUCAUUAAUCUUAUCACCAUGAUACUUUAUUCGGUGGUGUGCAUUAUAGGUUUAUUUGGCAAUACAUUAGUUAUUUAUGUAGUUUUGAGAUUUUCCAAAAUGCAGACGGUAACUAAUAUUUACAUAUUAAAUCUGGCCAUAGCGGAUGAAUGCUUUCUCAUAGGCAUUCCUUUUCUAUUGUACACCAUGCAGAUAGGAAGUUUUCAAUUUGGUGAAUAUGCCUGCAAGGCUUAUAUGGUGAGUACUUCCAUAACACAAUUCACUUCCUCCAUAUUCCUGCUCAUUAUGUCGGCCGAUCGCUAUAUAGCUGUUUGCCAUCCCAUAUCCUCGCCGCGCUAUCGCACGCCUUUGGUAUCGAAAAUGGUUUCGGGUAUUGCUUGGUUAACCUCGGUGCUCUUAAUGUUGCCGGUGAUUUUAUUUGCCAAUACUGUGGAGAAUGGUGAGCAUAGAUCCUGCAACAUUAAGUGGCCAGAAGCUCAGAAUACCCAAUCGGGUACCACAUUUAUACUGUACUCAUUGGCCUUGGGUUUCGCUACGCCUCUUAUCUUCAUUUUAGGCUUCUACUGCUUGGUCAUACGCAAAUUGCAUACAGUGGGUCCCAAGCACAAGUCCAAAGAGAAGAAGAGGUCACAUCGGAAAGUCACCAAACUGGUGUUAACAGUGAUUACAGUAUACAUACUAUGUUGGUUACCCUAUUGGAUAUCCCAGGUAGCUUUAAUAACAUCGCCACCCGGUAAUUGUGUGUCACGUUUGGAGAUCACCAUAUUUCUAUUAGUGGGUUGUUUGGGUUACUCCAACUCGGCAAUGAAUCCUAUACUCUAUGCCUUUCUAAGUGAUAAUUUCAAGAAAUCUUUCAUGAAAGCCUGCACCUGUGCGGCCCGCAAAGAUGUCAAUGCCCAAUUACAAUUGGAGAACAGUUUAUUCCCUAAAUUUAACAAAUCAAGACCCUCGGAUAAACUACUCUCUAAUACUAAACAGAAAAAUUCGAUAUUAAAUCGUAAAAAUAAUAAAGCGAAAAAUAUGGUCAGCUCCUCGGUGGCCACCACUAUAACCUGCACUACCAAUACCACCACCUUAGAGGCAGGCAACAAUAUAGCCAUUUGUCCUUCCACUCAAAUGAAACAUCUUUUAGAAAAUCCUGCCAGCCAACCCACUACUUCCUCUCAUGACUAUAACAGCCAGCUUACCGCCAUACAAGGAGGCAUAAGUGAAAAUUCUAAUUUAGAAAACUCUUCAGAAUGUUCAGAUACCCCACCAGCUGACAUUGCAGCUGUUGUUAAACCUCCUGUCUUACAUACCGAUUUAUAAGAGCGAAACUAUAAGAGUCCUUUACAAGCUAAAGAGUGUAUAGUUGUUUUAAAGCAACAUCAUUCACAGCAGCAUUCUCUUAAUCAAUUAUAAUAGUAGAAUUUAAAAAUUCAAAAAAAAAUUUAAAUUUAGAUAGUAUUUUAGAAAUUGAGGAAUUAUAACUAUUAAGCAAGUUUGAUAUUAAUAAAUUAAUAAUACAAAUUAAAUUUAAUUACUUAAGUUGUAAACUAAAGUAGUUUUAAGUUAAAUAAAAUGUGCUUAAGUUUUUUUAUUGUAAGAAAUUUAAAAUACUCCCCCCUUUAUGAAAAAUGAGCAGUUUCAAAGGUCCAAUAUAAAAGAAUUUACUAAUUGACAAAAACUGUAAGGAAAAACUUUCGAUUAUUUAGUAGAUAAAUAUCUUGCUUUUAAAAAUAGUUUUAUUAAAAGAAUAAAAGCUUUAGAGUUUCCUUAAAGGUACAGUGGUCAACAAAAGUCAAGUGAUAGAUAAAUUACAAUAGCGGCGUUAGUUAUUAGGUUUUCAAGUCAAGGGAAAUAUUCAAAUAAAGAAAAUUAAAUUUUUUCUAAAUUUUAAAUAACUAAAAGCUUUUAUCUACUACUGUACCACAUUUUUUAUUUAUAGAAAAGCUUACUAUAAUAUCCUAUUUGUACAGGAACUUUUUUUGGAAACUAGUGUGAAAACCUAAAAGCUUUUAACCAAAAAUUGUUAUAUUUAUUUAUUAACAAAAACUUGAUAAAAUUUUCCUUUAAAAAUAAAAGCUUUUAAAUGAAGUUUAGCUAUUUGUCAAUAAAAGCUUAUUCUUUAUAUUCAAAGAAAAACAUAAGAAAGCUCUUAAACCUAGAUUUUACUUUUAAAGAAUUUUCUAAAGUUUAAAAAUAAAAUCCUUCAAUAGAAGCUUUUGAUUCAAUAUUUAUUUGGGAAAAUUUUUGAUGAAACUUUCAAAAAGCUUUUGUAUUGCUUUCGAAACCAAAUAUUUUAAAGAAACCAUUCAAUAAAUUUAUAUAUUCCAUUUAUGGAUUAUUAACUACGAAAGCUUUUUAAAGAGCUUCAAACUUCAAAUACUAUCAAACUUCAACGUACUUAAAUUGAAGAACGGAUACUUUUGUUCGUCACUGUAUUUUUUGCAAUUUAUUGCUAUACUAUGAAAAAAACUGUAAAAUCCAAAUUAAUUUUAAAACAUUUUUAUACUAAAAAGUUUUCUAUAGAUUUUUUCAAACAAAAUAAAUUUUUCAUUAAAUUCCGGCAUCUAAUGCGCAGUCGUCAGUUGUAUUAUCCCUAUUUUAAGACAAAAACAAACAAAAUGCUUUAAAACUUUUGUCAACUAGCAACACUUCAGUAAUGCACCAAAAUUAAGAAAAACCAAAAUGAAAUUAAGAAUAAACGAAUUUAAUUAAGCAUUUUAGAAAAAUAAAAUUAAAAUUAAAAAAAAAAAAUAAAAAAGAUUUAAAAAACUUACUGAAAUUAACCCUGCAUAGGAAAAGUUAUCUGAAAAUAAAGCAGAUACAGGGUAUUAAAAUACAAUUAUUAAAAAAACUAACGAAUAGAAUAAAUUAAAAAAAAAAUAGAAAUAAAAUUAAAAUUUUUUGUAUAUAUUAAAAAUAAAAAGUAAUUAAUGUUAAAACCA
Lucilia cuprina (Australian sheep blowfly) is the source of this 4050-nucleotide messenger RNA. RefSeq names its product somatostatin receptor type 2 (gene AstC-R2). Gene Ontology annotation, biological process: G protein-coupled receptor signaling pathway. Bases 746 to 2428 code for a protein of 560 amino acids. Gene Ontology annotation, cellular component: membrane; neuron projection. NCBI's taxonomy places the organism in Eukaryota, Metazoa, Arthropoda, Insecta, Diptera, Calliphoridae. The transcript is spliced from 2 exons. Gene Ontology annotation, molecular function: peptide binding; somatostatin receptor activity. The record is from RefSeq and is a predicted model, not a curated record.